AUGACGGUGGGUCCGCCGGAGCCUUCCGUGCUCUUCGCCCAGACUUUUGUUCACCCAACUCUCGAUGAGUACGUCGACGAGGUUUUAUUUGCAGAGCCUGUAGUUAUCAAUGCAUGUGAAAUUCUGGAACAGAACUCUUCAUCAAUGUGUUCUGCAGUUAAACUUUCAGGGGCCUCCUCUCCUCCUUCCUUUGCUCUAGAGGUUUUUGUCCAGUGUGAAGGAGAGUCCAGGUUCAGGCGGCUAUGUCAGCCAUUCUUAUAUUCACAUUCUUCAUCAAAUGUGCUUGAAGUUGAGGCUAUGGUAACCAGUCAUUUGGUGAUAAGAGGUAGCUAUCGUAGCCUGAGCUUGGUGAUAUACGGGAACACGGCUGAAGAUUUAGGCCAGUUUAACAUAGAAGUUGACUUGGAUAACUCACUAGCACAUACUGUCACUGAAACCGAGGGUGACCUUGAAGACCUGCCUCCUGCACUCCGUCUUAAUAAUUUGACAAUUGAGGAAUCUCUAUCUUCUUUGAGGAAGUUAUCGCUCAAAGUCGUUCAAUCCGAUAUUCCUGUGGAAGUCAGGCAGUUCCUACAACUAAUGUUUAACAUUUUGGAGUCUCGCAAUCGUGCUAUUCCCUUUGAUAAAGUAAUCAGUUCACUGUUAUCUGUAGCCUUGGUACAAACAGAUCCUCAUCUGUAUUCCACGAUUAUCAAUCAGAAACAUUUUGAGAUGGAAAAGUUUAAAAAGACUGGGGACUUCGACCAUGUAAUAAAUGAAGCAAAAAAGGAACUUUUGGAUGUGUAUAAAAACUAUCAGCAGUCAGGCUCUCUUGAAGCUCAAUUCCUUGAAUCCGAGGCAGACGUGGCUACUUCUAAACAGUUGGUGGAUAAUUUAAGCUUGCAUUUUCCCUUCAGUUGUUAUUCUGGAAACGAUAGACAUCCGUUGCUCUCAAAGCGUAAGAAUGCAUUACUGUGGCUUAGUGUGGCUGUUUUGCUGUGCUCUGCCCGAGAGAGCUGCUUUCACUUUGUUAAUGGUGGUGGUAUGAAGAAGCUUAGUCUUGCUUUUAAUCAUGACAUAGAGAACUCACUCUCUCUUAGAUUAUUGCUGCUUGGGGUUGUUGAACAAGCCACCAGACAUUCAAUUGGCUGUGAAGGAUUUCUUGGCUGGUGGCCUCGGGAAGAUGAAAGCAUCCCUUCGGGUACUAGUGAAGGUUACAAUCAGUUAUUGAGGUUGUUAUUGCAGAGUCAACGGCAUGAUGUGGCUUCUCUUACGGCAUACAUACUUAACCGGCUACAUUUUUAUGAGGUUGCCUCAAGAUAUGAGUGGGCUAUUAUAUCUACACUUGGAGGGCUUUCUGCAGUUGGACACGUUACAAAUGUGAUGCUAGACACACUUUCUAAUGCUAAAAUCCAGCUCAAAAAACUAUUUAAUUUAAUUACUUCAAGUGGCCCAAUUGACGAUCCUUCUCCGGUGGCUCAUGCAAGUAGCAGCUUGAUUCUUGGUGAUGGACCAUUGUCAUAUAAAGCGACAAGCGCCUUGAUUAAUAAGUCAUAUUCUUCUUUUUCGAAGUGUGAUAUUGAUUCGCAUUUGCUUCUGCUCCUUAAGGAGAGAGGCUUCCUCCCUUUGUCUGCGGCUUUUCUUUCUUGUUCUGCAUUGCGUUCUACGGCAGGUCAUGUUUCAAACCUUUUUAUGGACAUUGUAUCAUACAUAGAGGCCAUCAUCCUCUCACUUCUCUCCAGUCGCUCAGGAUUGACUUUUCUUCUAUCUGAUCCUGAAGUCUUAACUACAAUAAUUCGUGCCCUGAGGGGUGCUGAUGAUUGGAAUGUGGAAGAGUCUGCAUCUCGUCGCUAUGCAUCGAUCUUGAUGUCAAGGGGAUUUUUUUGUCAUCCACAAGAAGUUGGAGUUAUUGUUGAGACACAUUUGAAGGCGAUCAGCGCUAUAGAUCGUUUAAUCAGAUCAACGCCAAACACUGAAGAAUUCUUGUGGAUAUUGUGGGAGCUAUGCAGGCUAUCUAGGUCGGACUGUGGUCGUCAGGCUUUGUUGUCUUUGAUACAUUUUCCAGAGGCUCUUUCAGUACUAAAAGCUGCAUUGCAUUCUGUAAAGGAGUUGGAAGCUGUUUCCUUGAAUUCAGGUUCAUCAACAUCAAAUCUCGCAAUUUUUCAUGCUGCAGCUGAGAUAAUUGAAGUCAUGGUUACUGAUUCUAGUGCAUCUACACUGGGUUCAUGGAUUGACCAUGCUAAUGAACUUCAUAGGAUGUUAAAUUCCUCUUCACCUGGGUCGAAUAGAAAAGAUGCUCCUGCUAGGCUCUUAGAAUGGAUAGAUGCUGGUGUAGUUUACCAUAGAAACGGAGCUAUUGGCCUUCUACGCUAUGCUGCGCUCUUGGCUUCUGGAAGUGAUGCACAUAUGGCCUCAACUAGCGUUCUUGCUUCUGAUAUGAUGGAUGCAGAUAAUGUUGUGGGAGAUGUAUCCGUUGGCUCUGAUGGCAGUGUCAUUGAUAGUCUACUGGGAAAACGCAUUACGGAGAAGGACUUUCCGGGUGUUAUUCUCCGCGAAGCUUCUAUCGUUCAACUGACUACGGCAUUUCGAAUUUUAGCAUUCAUUUCAGAUAAUUCUGCCGUCUCCGCUUCUCUUUAUGAUGAAGGUGCUGUUAUGGUUAUCCAUGCUGUUUUGAUCAACUGUAAAGUUAUGCUGGAGAGAUCGUCUAAUAUCUACGAUUACCUUGUUGAUGAGGGUACUGAAUGUAAUGCGACGUCAGAUGUAUUUCUAGAGCGCAACCGUGAAAGAAGCAUCAGUGAUCUUUUGGUUCCUUCUUUGGUGCUGCUGCUUAAUUUGUUACAGAAAUUACAGGAAGCGAAGGAGCAGCAUCGAAACACAAAAUUAGUCACUGCACUUCUACAACUGCAUCGAGAAUUGAGUCCAAGACUUGCCGCAUGUCCAUUUGACCUGUCUUAUCCUCAAAUGGAAGCUCUUGGCUUUGGAGCUGUUUGCCAUCUUAUUGUGUCAGCUUUAGCUUGUUGGCCAAUUUAUGGCUGGAAACCUGACCUCUUCGAGUUUCUACUUGAUAAUCUGCAUGCAGCUUCACAUCUGACGCUUGGUCCAAAGGAAAUUUACAGCCUAUUUUCCUUAUUGAAUGACCUAUUUCCAAAUGAAAAUGUCCACCUUUGGAAGAGUGGACUCCCAAUGUUGAGUAUCGUGCGAGAAUUUGCUGUUGGAACAUUUCUGGGGCCCCGUAAGGAGAAGCAGAUAAAUUGGUACUUGCAGACUGGCCGUCGUGAAAAGCUCCUCCAUCAACUGAUUCCUCAGCUGCAGAAAGUUGCGGAGAUUAUUCUGCACUGUGCUGUCAGUACACUAGUUGUUGUUCAAGACAUGAUACGGGUCUUUGUUGUUCGUGUUGCCUGCUACAACAUUGAUAAUGCUUCAGUUCUCUUGCGGCCUGUAAUAAAGUGGAUCUCUAAGCAUUUAUCUGAUUGCGAUUCAUAUAAGGUUUACCAAUUGCUUGAUUUUCUCUCUCUUCUGUUGGAGCAUCCACAUGCUAAGCCACUGGUUUUGAGAGUAGGUGGAAUCGAGAUGUUUAUCAAAGUGCUUAAGAGGUGCGAUGAAGUUAUCUCAGCACAUGCCAUGCAGAUUCCGGAAAAUAUACAAAUGGCCAAAUUUGGUAUUUCAGGUCCCUCUUGGUGCCUUCCUCUUUUCAAGUCAAUUUCAUUACUUUGUGAUUGUCGGACAUCUUCGCGCCCCGGGAUGCUUGUCAGGCAUUUGCCCGAAAAUUUGACUAGCGAUGAAUGUAAAGUGAUUCUUUUACAUCUCCUCAAAUUGUUCAAGGUCUUGCCAAUUGGAAAGGAGAUGCUUGCCUGUUUAUCUGCUUUCAAAGAAUUGGGUUCCUCCACUGAGGGGAGAUCUGCUUUGUUGUCAAUUUUUCUGAAAGUUCAGUCCUCGCUUGGUGAGAAUUUUGAAGUUGAGGGCAGACAUGGAGAUGAUGAAGAUCUCAAGAUUGUGAAUGCCCAUGAAUGGAGGGCUCAUCCACCUUUGCAAGAAUGUUUGAGUAGGCUCCUAAUGUCAAUUGUUUCAAAGGAUGUUUCACCAGAAUAUGCUGUUCAGGCCAUUGGUCAGUUGUCUAAGGGAGCUUUACUUUUCUGUAUGGAUCAAGAAAGCCUUAUUUUGGAGAGAGUAACUGCGAUAAAGUAUCUUUUUGGAGUUAUGGAGGAUGGAAGUGGCAUAGAUGCCUUUCUUGAUAACAGCGUGAAGUCUUUGCCAGAUCUUACCGAAUUCCUUGGACCUAAGGUGAUGAAAUGUAUCAGCUCAUUAUUGCUUUUGUUGCAAAAGCCUUUUGAUACCAUUAAAGCUGAUGAUGUCGACAUAAGCACUUGUCUUUCUUCGAAGGUUUCAUCUAGAGUACAUAAAAUUGUUGAUGGCUCUGCCGAAAGAAUGGAGGAUCACGACUUGAGUGAAUUUGGAGAUAAAUUCGCAUGGGAUUUUCCUGAAAAUUUACGUGAUAGAUUGACAGAGACAGGCCAAAUUACUAAGCGUAAGAUGUCCUCACUGGAUGGGACUAGUAAGCGGGCCAGAGUAGAAAAUGCCUCGGUAGAAACUAUUACUCAGAGUACCUUCUCACGGAGCUCUUUGCCCCCUGCUACUUCAGUGCCUACUCGAAGGGAUACAUUCCGACUGCGCAAACCAAACACCAGCCGACCUCCUUCUAUGCAUGUUGAUGAUUAUGUUGCAAGGGAGAACAAUCCCAAUGUAAUUGCUGUGCAACGCAUAGGACCUUCCAGUGGUAGACCUCCAUCUAUUCAUGUUGAUGAAUUUAUGGCUAGACAGCGUGACCGGCAGAAUCCAGUGGGGAUGACACUUGCUGAUGUAACUGGAAAAGCAAAAUCAACAGCUCCAGAAAGCAACACAACUCCAGAGAAGUCCAGUAAAUCCAGACAGCUGAAACCCGAACUUGAUGAUGAUAUAGAUAUAGUUUUUGACGCAGAGGAGUUUGAAUCAGACGAUAAGUUGCCGUUUCCUCAGCAUGAUGAUAAUAUGCCACAGGUUGCGCCUGUUGUGGUUGAUCAAAAUUCGCCUCAUUCAAUUGUUGAAGAAACAGAGAGUGAUGCUAAUGACAGUAAUCGAAUUUCACAACAAACGGCACCAGUGACGUCAACCAUGGAUGAAAACACUACCAGUGAAUUUUCCUCAAGGAUGUCAGUUUCCCGUCCAGAUGCGUCAUUGACUCGAGAACAAAGCAUUUCGUCUGAUAAGAAGUUCCCGGAUCCGUCUGAUGACCCAAAGAACUUUGUCAUCAAGUCUUCUAGUGGCCUUGACUCGACUCUGCCUACUGGAAUUCCUGCUUCCUCAACAAGGGGUAACAAUGCAUCUUCGCAGUUGCCUAUUGACCCUAGGACAACAAAUAAUUCAUACACGAAAGUGGGAGCACCACAACCUGGCGGUUCACCUUCAGCCUUUGGUUCAAAAGGGUUUUAUGAAAAGAAAGUUCAGUUAAAUCAGCCACCUUUACCUCCAUUGCCACAGCAGUCAACAAUUUCUCCUCCAUUGUCUCGAAAUAUGGAUCAUUCUCCUUAUGUUAACCCGAUGACUGAUGUCCAGCCCCAUCUGCCUCCGGGAUUUCAUGGUCAGUCAGAGUUCCACUCUACGUACAGAAAUAAUCAGCCCAACAUUUCUUCUCCAGGUGGAUCCACUAGACUUGCUCCCCCUCUCCCUCCUACACCACCACCUUAUUCGAUGAACUCGUCUACAUUAUCCUCAUCGAAAUCUAAGCCUUCCCAUACUUCUGUGUACAACCAGUCUGUUACAACUUCAAGUGAUGCUCGAUUAAGCAAUAUUGCAUCUGCUUCUUAUGGCCCAGUUUAUAGACCUGUGUAUAGUUCGGCCCCUCAAAACUUUGAGAACUCACCUUACAUGUCGCAAAAUUCACCCAUGCCUUUGCCGUCUGUUCAAGUUGUUCCAUCUUUCCCUCUGGUACAACUGCAGCCACCUCAGCAUCCACUGUCCACACCACAGAGUAUUAGGCCCCGAGUUCCAAUUUCCCCACAAACAGAACAAGUUGGGUCUUCCUUGCAAAUGCCGGUUCAAUUGCCGCACCAAGUAUCUGUACCUCACAUGUAUCAUCAGACACCGGAGACUGGUAAUGUAAUGCAACCACAACAUCAGGAACAGAUUCGACCACAACAACUGCAACCGCAACCGCAAGGUGAUGGUACAUCCCAGCAACAAGAUGCUGGAAUGAUCUUUCAAGAGAUUUUUAGGUCCCCUGAAGCUAUUCAGGCUCUAUUAAGUGAUCGUGAAAAACUGACCCUACUUCUGGAACAACAUCCGAAGUUAAUGGAGAUGCUUCAGCGGUCUGCGGAUACGGUAGACAUUAUAGAGGCAUUUCUUUUAGGCUGUGCAAACAUGGUGAUAACUGCAAAAGCUGUUGGUCUGGCGUUUGACAUAGGGGAAUUUCUUCCGCUAAUGUUCUGUACAACAAAACUGGUGAAGAGGAAAGCAGGCCUCUUCCACCCUAUGCAUGUGGAAUCCAUGGAAAGGGGAUGGAAACCCCACGUUGAGAUUUCACCAACCUGCCCUCGAUGUGGUUCCUCCAACACCAAGUUUUGUUAUUACAACAAUUAUAGCUUGACACAACCUAGGUAUUUUUGCAAAGGUUGCCGAAGAUAUUGGACUAAAGGUGGUUCCCUCCGCAAUGUCCCCGUGGGCGGUGGUUGUCGCAAGACCCGGCGAGGUGCGACUAAACAUAAUUUCCGCACCAUCCCUCCUCCUCCUCAAAGGGGUGUUUCCGGUGGUGGGGCAGCGGCAGCGAUGGCCGCGGCCGCUUUAGGCCUGAGUGGGAUGAACAACACCACCCCAACGACAUUAUCUCCCCCUUCCAAUGGCUGUUCCUCAUUGACAACAGCUGAUCAUCAUCAUCAUCAGGCCCCCGGUUCAAAUCACAUUGAUCUUGCUUUGGUUUAUGCCAAUUUCUUGAAUCAGAAACCAGGGCCUAAUGAUGAUGAUCAUCAUCAGGUUGCAGUUGAUCAGGCUCAGGAUUAUUCCUCUCAUUGCCAUCGCCAACAUCAUCCUCAAAUUGAGAUCCCAAUGUUGCCCCCCAUGUCCUUUCAAUUUCCAACUCCAUUACCUCAAGAAAAUGGUACUACUGGAUUUGUUGUGGAUCACCAAUGUAGGCCUCUUUCUUUUCAGUCUCCCGCAGAGACACAUUUUACUAGUAAUGAUGGAUUUUGCUUUUCUGGGUUUGAAUCCAUUGGGAAGCAGACUGAUUAUAGUCAGUUUAUCAGUAGCAAUACUAUGGAAAAUAAUCAUCAGACAAGCAUUAAUUAUGGUCUAUUGCCACCAUUGCCUGGUGAAGAGCUGAAUCGCAUUAAUCCAGUUGUGUCUGAAGGAUUGGUAUGGUCAACGAGUUCCAAUGACUUGAUUUUCCCGACCCAAACAAUGCAUCCAAAUCAACAACAAUUGUCAUCAGCAGGGUUUGAAGAACAGCCAUUAUUACCCCCACAUUCAUCAUCAACAACAACAGCAGCAGAACCACCAAAGCAGCAGUUGGAUGAAAAUGUAAGCCAAGUGAUCAAUGCGCCAAUUGAGUUAUGCAAUGUUUUGAGGCCUUGA
Molecule: messenger RNA, 7578 nt
Organism: Oldenlandia corymbosa var. corymbosa
Lineage: Eukaryota; Viridiplantae; Streptophyta; Magnoliopsida; Gentianales; Rubiaceae
Source: the annotation of a GenBank genome assembly